Opisthocomus hoazin is the source of this 1089-nucleotide messenger RNA. RefSeq names its product deoxyribonuclease 2 beta (gene DNASE2B). Gene Ontology annotation, biological process: apoptotic DNA fragmentation. NCBI's taxonomy places the organism in Eukaryota, Metazoa, Chordata, Aves, Opisthocomiformes, Opisthocomidae. The record is from RefSeq and is a predicted model, not a curated record. Gene Ontology annotation, molecular function: deoxyribonuclease II activity.
AUGCCUGCAGGAUCUGCACGGUGUCACCCUGCGUUGCUAUUGCUUCUCUCCUCGGCACCGCUGUGGGCAGCUGAGAUUUCCUGCAGGAAUGAAGACGGGAAGACAGUCGAUUGGUUUGCUCUUUACAAGCUGCCGAAACACGCCAAAGGAGAGCUUGCCCUGCUGGGGCUGGAAUACCUGUACCUGGACGCCCUGGCUCCGGAGUGGCAGCUGGGGAAAUACCUCGUCAACAUGACACAGGGCGCACUGGGACAAACGCUCGAGCAGCUCUACGAGACUUACGAAGCUGAGAAGAACAGCAUUGCAUAUGCGAUAUACAACGAUGAGGUCCCUGAAUCAGACUCUGACGGGUGGAAAAGAGGACAUACCAAAGGAUUUCUGCUCUUGGACAAAUCACAGGGCUUCUGGGUUGUUCACAGCGUGCCCCUGUUCCCUCCUGUCCCCGAGGAUGGUUAUGGGUAUCCAGCUACUGGGGAGUCCUACGGACAGACGGCCAUCUGUAUAACCUUCAAAUACGACCAGUUCACAGAAAUAGACCAACAGAUGCUGAGUUAUAACCCAAGAAUCUACAGCUGUUCCGUCCCCAACGUCUUCCAAGCCGAUCUCCCAUAUCUGAAGAAGCUCUGCGCAGGGUCCAGGCUGCCCUCGGCCCCUUUGCGCCACCUCUCCAAACUCCAGUCAGCUCACGGGGAAACCUUUCUCCACUUUGCAAAGUCACACUUGUUCAUAGACGAUAUCUACGUGGCCUGGGUGGCUCAGGAACUGAAGACUGAUUUGUUGGCUGAAUCCUGGCAGCAUUCUGGCCAAAAACUUCCCUCAAAUUGCUCUCUCGACUACCAUGUCUACAACAUAAACCUAAUAGGGACACCAUUGAAUUCUACCUUUUAUUCCAUUAACGAUCAUUCCAAAUGGGCUGUUUCAAGGGAAUACAAGGAUCAAUGGACCUGCAUCGGAGACUUAAACCGCGCUGCCGAGCAAGCUUGGCGAAGUGGUGGGUUCAUCUGUAUGCAGAACGAACACAUCUACAAAGCCUUCAGAGGUUUGAUAGUCCACUAUGAAAGCUGCUCUGAUGCUUUCACGUUGAUAUAA